AUGAAGGGCAUGAAAGAGGCGGUGGUUUGCCCCAAGCCCCGUCGUGUCGGCCUGAUCCAAGCUGCCACCGCCUUUAAUGGCCCUCCCACCGGACCUCUGAGAUGGCAUUCAAGCCAUCAACUGGAGGCUUGUGAUGCUAAGGCUGGAAAUGAAUUGCUGGAUAUCAUCUUUGCUAAGGGUGGUUUUGGUGCUGAUCAAUCUGUUGCACAGGUAGCCUCGUCGCCCCCAUUUUUUUCAGGGUCACCGCCUAUUAGAGUAUCUAACCCACUAAUUCAAGACGCUCGAUUUGGGGAUGAGAAGGUCACUCCGGUUUCCCCACGAGCAAUCCCAACCCCAUCUGGGCUGGCAUCGUCCCCAUCCUCCACCCGUAAAGUUGGUUGUGUUCGGGCUAAUUUUGGUAACAGUCCAGCCGUGAGGAUUGAGGGUUUUGACUGCCUCGACAGGGAUAGGCGCAACUGCAGCAUCCCUGCCCUGGCUUAG
Fraxinus pennsylvanica is the source of this 480-nucleotide messenger RNA. The record is from the annotation of a GenBank genome assembly. Lineage: Eukaryota; Viridiplantae; Streptophyta; Magnoliopsida; Lamiales; Oleaceae.